AUGGAGAACAGCACAGGCAAUGGACAGAAUGAGACAGAACUUCUGCCAAACCUGGAGGUGGUCACCACUGAGUACCAAGUGGUCACUAUAUUCUUGGUUCUCCUUAUUUGUGGGUUAGGCAUUGUGGGCAACAGCAUGGUGGUGCUGGUGGUACUUAGGACAAAGCACAUGAGGACCCCUACCAAUUGUUAUCUGGUCAGCCUCGCAGUAGCUGAUCUCAUGGUCCUCGUGGCUGCUGGACUGCCCAACAUUACUGAAAGCAUUUACGGUUUCUGGGUUUAUGGCUACAUUGGAUGUCUCUGCAUUACUUACCUCCAAUAUCUUGGUAUCAAUGCUUCUUCUUGCUCUAUUACUGCCUUCACCAUUGAGAGGUACAUUGCAAUUUGCCAUCCUAUCAAAGCUCAGUUUCUAUGCACUUUCUCCAGAGCCAAAAAGAUAAUCAUUUUUGUCUGGGCAUUCACCUCCAUCUAUUGCAUGCUCUGGUUUUUCUUACUGGAUCUCAACAGAGAAGUCUACAAAGAAGCCACAGUGGUGUCUUGUGGGUACAAAGUGUCUCGGAGUUACUACUCUCCAAUUUAUAUGAUGGACUUUGGGAUAUUUUAUGUCAUGCCAAUGGUCUUAGCGACUGUCCUCUAUGGGUUGAUUGCAAGGAUUUUGUUUCUGAAUCCCAUUUCGUCUGACUCCAAAGAAAACUCAGCAACAUGGAAGAAUGAUUUGGUUCCCUCAAGCAAGACCAAAGCAACCAACAAGAGCAUCAACAGUGCUGUGGCUUCAAGAAGGCAGGUUACCAAGAUGCUGGCUGUGGUUGUAAUUCUAUUUGCCUUUUUGUGGAUGCCCUACAGGACCUUGGUGGUCAUUAAUUCCUUCCUGUCUCAACCUUUCCAAGAACCUUGGUUCUUGCUGUUCUGUAGGAUCUGCAUUUACCUUAAUAGUGCCAUCAAUCCUGUUAUUUACAACCUCAUGUCUCAAAAAUUCCGAGCAGCCUUCAAAAAACUCUGCAAGUGCCAACAGAAACAGCUGGAGAAACCUGCCAACUACAGUGUAGCCCUCAACUACAGCAUCAUCAAGGAAUCUGAACAUUUCAACACUGAACUAGAGGACAUCACUGUUACAGAAGCUUACUUGUCAUCCACAAAAGUAUCCUUUGAUGAUACCUGUGUGACCUCUGAGGUAAUAUGA
This is a messenger RNA of Candoia aspera, 1179 nucleotides long. RefSeq names its product thyrotropin releasing hormone receptor (gene TRHR). Gene Ontology annotation, biological process: phospholipase C-activating G protein-coupled receptor signaling pathway. The record is from RefSeq and is a predicted model, not a curated record. The transcript has 3 exons. Gene Ontology annotation, cellular component: membrane. Gene Ontology annotation, molecular function: thyrotropin-releasing hormone receptor activity. The coding region runs from base 1 to 1179 and encodes 392 amino acids. Lineage: Eukaryota; Metazoa; Chordata; Lepidosauria; Squamata; Candoiidae.